This is a messenger RNA of Xenopus laevis (African clawed frog), 3097 nucleotides long. It is a transcript of the gene klhl14.L, whose product is annotated as kelch like family member 14 L homeolog. Gene Ontology annotation, cellular component: endoplasmic reticulum membrane; cytosol; endoplasmic reticulum. The record is from RefSeq and is a predicted model, not a curated record. The transcript has 9 exons. Bases 939 to 2771 code for a protein of 610 amino acids. NCBI's taxonomy places the organism in Eukaryota, Metazoa, Chordata, Amphibia, Anura, Pipidae.
UAUAUAAGUGUGUGUAUAUAUAAGUGUGUGUGUUGUAAGGAGGAGUAGGAGGGGAGGCAUGGGGAUAAGAGUUUAUUUUUUGUCAUCUUCGCGAGACAGCUACUCAUUCAUCCAGAUCACAGCUAAAAAAAAAAAAAAAAAAUGGUCGUAGAAAUUAGCAGUUUCGGCUCAGAAGCAAAGUCGCCAGCCUGUGAAGGCAGAGAGAAAUUGACUAAUUAGCAAUGCGCACUAAAACUUGACGGUUCUUUAUAGAGAGAGAGAGAGAUGAGAGAGGGAUGGGGAAAGGGAGGAGGAGGGGAGGGCUCCAUUUCCCCCCUUUUUCUUUCUUCCAAAGAUGUUUGAAAUCGCAGUCAUUUACGCUCGACAAUUUUUACAAUAGCCUUGAGCCAUAAUUUUUUUUUUUGCGAGGCUCCUCAGCAUCCCUCCCCCCUUGCCUUGCCAUGGUCUCUCUCCACCGGCCAUGCACGACCAUUUCUCUCCCCAAGCGUGGAUUUCCUAUUACUCUCGUUCCGACUGAGUGAGCCGCAGGCCCAAGGAUAAUGAUGUGUUGUUUCUUGCUGGCAUAAUUUGUCACACGCACAGUUUUCUCUCUCUCUCUCUCUCCUUCUCUUGCACAAAGCUCUGCUCACUCUCUCCCUUCUUUGCUCCCGUCUCGCUCGCACAUUAUUGCUACUCGCACAUUAUUGCUACUCGCACAUUCCUGCUCUCCCUCGGCGGCUCAUUCACUACUAGGAGCACCAUGUUGAUGAUAUACGGACAAAUACACUGUGAGGAGUGACUUGGGGGGAAACGAUAAGGCACAGUAUUCGGCCUCUCAUUUCGCCUGUGUCGGAGCUUUAGCCGAGGAAGGACUUUGAGGCUCUUUGGGGAAGCUGAGGGCAUUUUAUCCAGUACUUGGGAGCAGCAGGUCCAUAGGCCAGUUGCAUUCACGGGGAGCCAUGUCCAGAUCGGGGGACAGGACUUCAACUUUUGACCCAGGCCAUAGUGACAAUUUGCUGCAUGGUCUAAACCUGCUGUGGAGGAAGCAACUUUUUUGUGACGUAACUCUAACAGCUCAGGGACAGCAAUUCCACUGCCACAAGGCUGUGCUGGCUUCUUGCUCUCAGUACUUCCGAUCCCUAUUUUCCAGCCAUCCAGGGCAGGAUGCCUUGCCAUCUGUGCCCAAGGACCAGCAACAACAGCAGUCAGAAGAUCCUGGAACCCCUUCCUCAUCUCCAGAUGAUAAGCUCCUGGUCAGCCCUCGAGCCAUUAACAACUUAGUUCUGCAAGGCUGCUCCUCAAUAGGUUUGCGUCUGGUCCUGGAGUACCUGUAUACAGCAAAUGUAACACUGUCCCUAGACACAGUGGAGGAGGUGCUGUCCGUUAGUAAGAUCCUGCACAUCCCUCAGGUUACCAAGCUCUGUGUACAGUUCUUGAAUGACCAGAUCUCUGUCCAGAACUACAAGCAGGUGUGCAAGAUUGCAGCUCUGCACAGCCUCGAGGACACUAAGAAGCUUGCCAAUAAGUACCUGGUGGAAGAUGUUCUAUUACUCAACUUUGAGGAGAUGCGCUCUAUGCUGGAUUCUAUUCCACCCCCUGUUGAAUCUGAACUCGCACUCUUUCAGAUGACUGUGCUUUGGCUGGAGCAUGAUCGGGAGACCCGCAUGCAGUAUGCCCCAGACUUGAUGAAAAGACUGCGAUUUGCCCUAAUCCCUGCACCAGAGUUGGUAGAAAGGGUGCAGUCAGUGGAUUUUAUGAGGUCCGACCCUGUAUGCCAGAAACUACUGCUGGAUGCAAUGAACUAUCACCUGAUGCCCUUCAGACAGCACUGCAGGCAAAGUGUAGCAAGCAGAAUCCGAUCCAGCAAGAAAAUGCUGUUGCUAGUGGGAGGAUUACCUCCAGGACCAGACCGACUGCCCAGCAAUCUUGUGCAGUAUUAUGAUGAUGAAAAGAAAACAUGGAAAAUACUAACAAUUAUGCCAUACAACAGCGCACAUCAUUGUGUGGUAGAAGUAGAGAACUUCCUAUUUGUGUUAGGAGGAGAAGAUCAGUGGAACCCUAAUGGAAAACACAGUACAAACUUUGUAAGUCGUUAUGAUCCAAGGUUUAACAGCUGGAUACAACUCCCACCUAUGCAAGAAAGGAGAGCAAGUUUUUAUGCGUGCCGUCUAGAAAAGCACCUCUAUGUCAUUGGUGGAAGGAAUGAAACGGGCUACUUGUCAAGUGUGGAGUGCUACAACUUAGAGACCAAUGAAUGGCGAUAUGUGUCCUCUUUACCACAGCCCUUAGCAGCGCAUGCCGGAGCAGUACACAAUGGAAAAAUCUAUAUUUCUGGUGGUGUUCAUAAUGGAGAAUAUGUCCAGUGGUUAUAUUGCUAUGACCCAGUCAUGGACGUCUGGGCCCGAAAACAAGACAUGAACACUAAGCGGGCUAUACAUGCUUUAGCUGUAAUGAAUGAUCGUUUAUAUGCAAUUGGUGGCAACCAUUUAAAAGGUUUCUCCCAUCUGGAUGUCAUGCUUGUGGAGUGUUAUGACCCAAAAGGAGACCAGUGGAAUAUUCUUCAGACGCCCAUUCUAGAAGGCCGCAGCGGACCUGGAUGUGCAGUACUAGAUGAUCGCUGUUACCUUGUUGGAGGCUACAGCUGGAGUAUGGGUGCCUACAAGUCAUCCACCAUUUGUUACAGCCCUGAGAAAGCAAGCUGGACUGAGCUGGAGGGGGACGUUGCAGAACCACUAGCAGGCCCAGCCUGUGCAACUGUCAUACUGCCAGCUUGUGUCCCAUACAACAAAUAACUGCCAGCCACAGCAUAAUGACUUUAAUCUGUCAGCAUUGAAUUUACCAUUUAGUCAAAUGCAUCCUACCAUUGUCAACUGACAUCUCUUCAGCCCACUGCUGGCUGGAACAGGUACAGACACAGGUGUAACUUAUGUUGUUAAAACUGUGUCUUGCACUAUCUGGAAGUAAGCCUUAUCUUGUCUUACCCGUCUCCCAUUAUACAGUAGGUGUACAGAAAACAAAUGCGUCUGGUGUACAAUAAGGGGCAGAUUUAUUAAGGGUCGAAUUGAAAAUUCAAAUUCGAAUUUUUUGAAUUUUUUUUUUUGUGGUCAAAACUGUCAAA